Fundulus heteroclitus (mummichog) is the source of this 1195-nucleotide messenger RNA. RefSeq lists its product as uncharacterized. The record is from RefSeq and is a predicted model, not a curated record. The coding region runs from base 200 to 1000 and encodes 266 amino acids. Lineage: Eukaryota; Metazoa; Chordata; Actinopteri; Cyprinodontiformes; Fundulidae. The transcript is spliced from 7 exons.
GUUGCUACUAAUUUGUGAAAAGGUAACAUUAUCAAACUUUAAUAUCUGUUUUUACAACUUUUUAACAGAAAAGCCCUCCAGGGGAUGUACGCUCUGGAGAUGGUGAUAGCGCAAGUCUGCAGAAGAGGUAAAGUUUUAUAACAAUCCUAACUUGUUUCCACAUAGUUUUAAUUUAUCAGAUUUUAUUUUCCUGUAACAAAUGACUUGGACACCCACAAAUUUGACAUUUUCUGCUUAUUUUUCUGAUAUCAGGCUACAGAGAGAGGCAUGGUCUUCAAUUUCCACCACAACCCCUGAUACCAGCGAGGCUCCCAAGACUAGAAAAACCUCCUUCUGGCAACGCUGGUCUCUUCAUAACAAGAUAAGCCCUCAAAGUGAUUUACGCUCUGGGAAUGGCGAAAGCUUAAGUCUUCAGAAGAGCCAGCAGACAGAAGCAUCAUCUCCUUCUACCAUCACAACCAGCGAGGCUCCUAGAACUAGAAAAACCUCCUUCUGGCAUUGUUGGCGUCUUCUUAACAAGAAAAAGCAGAGCCAUCUCCAACAAGAUGUGGACGCGGUCACAAUCCAUUCACCUUCAGUGACAGAAAUGAGUUGUUGCACAAGUGAGAAGUCUCAGGGAGGAGAGACUGGUGUCGAGUUCAGGGCCUCACCUGUUCUUGACAGUCCUGUCUCUGCUCACCAUGAGCCGCAUCUCCAAGCAGUCCCACAAUGCUCCACCACUAUACAAUGCACUGGUGAUUUUGGGGAUGUCGAAGAUGGAGGACUGGAUGGUUUUCCUGCAUCUUCCAGAGAAGGAGACUCCCAAACUGGCCAGAACAGCAGAGUGGAAGAGACUGUCUUGUCCUCUACUGCCACAGCACAGAUCAUAAACAACCAAGAGGACUGCAAAGAAAGCGAGGCUGAUGUCCAAGACAACAUCCAACCUGCGUCUGAAAGUCAAGACAAGACUCCCGAGAAAGAUUGGUAUGAAAACUGUCUAGUCUGGAUUCAGGAUGUUUGAAUAGAAUCAUGCAUAUGCACUUACACACAAUUUCUCUGUUUCAACACUCAAUAUAUAUUUGACCUCCCUUAACUAUCACAAAAUAGUCUGCUGCAGAAUUAAAAACUAGGUACUUGGCAUAUUAUGGUCUGCAUGUUUACGUAUUAAGAAUGUUGUGUAAUUACAGAGGUCUGAAUGUAUUUGCGUUCUCUUUCC